Kwoniella botswanensis is the source of this 654-nucleotide messenger RNA. RefSeq lists its product as uncharacterized. The record is from RefSeq and is a predicted model, not a curated record. The transcript has 3 exons. Lineage: Eukaryota; Fungi; Basidiomycota; Tremellomycetes; Tremellales; Cryptococcaceae. Bases 1 to 654 code for a protein of 217 amino acids.
AUGGGCAAGAAACCAUCAACCUCCGUUAUACCUGCUCCCGCUUCAAGUUCGAAGAAAGCUGUCAAACUCACUCAGCAGCAGAAGAACCAAUCGACAUCAAACUCAACUUCGAUAGAUGACAUCUUUGCUGCUCCGAAAAAGCGCAAAGCGGACGAGCCAGUAAAAGUGGAUAAAAAGAAGAACUUGGAAAAGUCCAAAUCGAGUACGAAUGAACCUGAGAAAAAGAAGAAGAAGAUUGGGGGGCCGGUGAUAGAGAAGAAUGAUAAACCAACUAAGAAAUCCGUAGACGAAGAGUCUGAAGAUUCUGACGAGUUUGAUGAUGAAGAAUUUGAGGAUCUCGAAGAUUUCGAUGAUGAUGAGGAACAGGAGGAGAGGCUCCCACAAAGAAAAGUAGAAGAGAUAAUUGAUCCUUCUUCACUCGCUGAAAUACGUAAGAAGAUAGAAGCUGCCAAAGCUACAUCGUCGAAGGGUGGUAAGAAGAUAAAGUCGAAUAAGGAUAGAGAGGAUGAUGCGUUGUUUGCUGAUUCGAGAGGUACAGGGACUGGACGUAAGACGGAAGAAGGUUAUGUGAUUUACAAAGAAGCUGAUUUACAGAUUGAUCCUACUGCUGGAGGUACCCCCUUAUGUCCAUUCGAUUGUGAUUGUUGCUUCUAA